AUGUCGUCGUGGGAGAUGCAACUAGUGGAAACGGCUAAAGAAGAGCUCGAGAUCCUUCAGAGUCAAUAUCCAAACCGCUACGCCUACCUCAAAUCCGACCUCCAGUCUUUCAUUUCCAACCUCCGUGAAGAUCACGCGCCGCCGCUUGCUUCCUCCUCCUCCUCCCCCUCCUCCGUCAUCCUCACUCAAGAGUCAUCAAAUUGUAAGAAAAAGCAAAAACACAAGAAGAGAAAGUACGUCAAGGAAAAUGUUGGAGAUCAAGCAUCUUCGUCAUCAUCAUCAUCGUCGUCAUCAACGAAAAAGAUCCACAAGAACAAUACCGAGAUGGCUCAAAGAGUGGUCACGAAGAGAAAAAGUAGAGUUGAAAUGGUUCUUGAAAGGGCUCAUCUUUGUCUCCAGAAGAUAAGAGACGUAAAAGCCUCUCUGUCUUGA
This is a messenger RNA of Microthlaspi erraticum, 432 nucleotides long. NCBI's taxonomy places the organism in Eukaryota, Viridiplantae, Streptophyta, Magnoliopsida, Brassicales, Brassicaceae. The record is from the annotation of a GenBank genome assembly.